UUCGCAGUAAAGACGCUUAUUUACUUGUACAAUUAUUAUUCGAUAGUCGUCCGUUAUUAGACGAUUUAAUCUUCGGUUUGAGCUAUAAUUUUUAUACACUUUUCGGGCUCUUCUUCCGGUCACCUUCGCUUUCCUGGUUUGCUGUUCGUUUUUGGAUUAUUGCUCCCUGAACUGACAAAAAUGCUGUGCCGACUCGGCGUUGUGUCGUUACUUUUAUCCGGCGCCUUAGCCAUCUCCUCCUCUUCCCUCGGCUCGACGGGUUUCGACUAUUAUCCGAGCAUGUACGGCGGCAGCGGCUUCAGCGGCGGCGGUCUGGGUCCGUACUCCUCCCUCUACGGCGGCAGCGGCGUGGGCAAUUACGGCAACGGUCUGUUGGGCGGCUUCGGGUCUAACCUGGGCGGGAUGUACGGGAGCGGCGGCAGCGCCCUGGGCGGUUACGGGGGACUGUACGGGUCCAGCGCCAACAUGUACGGCAACAUGUACGGCGGCAUGGGCGACGGCUUCGGCUCCACCUACGGCGGACUGGGCAGCGGCUACGGCGGGGCCUUCGGGGGGCUCGGCGGCAUGGGCGGCGGAUACGGGGGCCUAGGGGGAUUGGGCGGGAUGGGAGGAAUGGGCGGAUACGGCGGAAUGGGUGGAUUAGGCGGAAUGGGAGGGAUGGGCGGGUUGGGGGGCAUGGGCGGCAUGGGCUCAUACGGCGGGAUGGGCGGAUUCGGCAGCUUCGGUCGACGAUAAAAGACCCCAUUUUUUGGGGAAUUUUCCGCAUUUUUUCCUGAUUUUUCCGAAUUUUUGGCAAUUUUUUCUGUAUUUUUUGGGGAAGUUUUUUGGAUUUUUCGGGGAAUUUUUCUGGAUUUUUCGUGGAAGUUUCGGGACUUUUUUCCAGUUUUUUGGCAGUUUUUCUGAUUUUUCGGGCUUGUGUUCUUGCCUGGUGCAAACGCGGCCAACAUGAAACCAAAAAAAGGCGAUUUGCUGCACGAGUCGCUAUGCUAACCGCCCAAGACGUGGAAAUAAAAUGUAAU
This is a messenger RNA of Paramacrobiotus metropolitanus, 1019 nucleotides long. RefSeq names its product spidroin-1-like. NCBI's taxonomy places the organism in Eukaryota, Metazoa, Tardigrada, Eutardigrada, Parachela, Macrobiotidae. The record is from RefSeq and is a predicted model, not a curated record. The transcript has 3 exons. The coding region runs from base 181 to 735 and encodes 184 amino acids.